AUUUAGUCUGAUGACUGGUAAGAGAAUACAGUUGCAAUAAUCAUCUGACGCCCACAGAAGAAUUUUUCAUUCGUAGUUGAUAAAGAUAUUUUCAUACAUAUAAUUACAUUUACCUACAGGCAGGACUGGAUUCAACACGUUUGAAACUUUCUCUUGAACCUGAGGCAGCCUCGAUUUGGUGUCAAAUGGUAUCAACUGAUCUUAAAAAGUCUGUGUCUGAUGUCGGAUGCCAGUACAUGGUCGUAGACUUAGGAGGAGGAACAGCGGACAUAUCAGUUCAUGAAAAGAAAGCAGAUGGCUCUCUUAAAGAAAUUCACAAAGCAAGCGGUGGUCCUUGGGGUGGUACUGCUGUCGACAAGAACUAUUUUGACUGGCUGACAACUCUUUUUGGAGAAGGCACAAUGAAGAGGUUUAAAAAAGAACAAAUGGCUGACUACUUCGAUGUCCAGAGAGAAUUUGAAAUAAAGAAACGGAACAUAACAACGAAUUCUGAGGGGAAAAUCACAUUCAGGGUGUCUGCUUCACUCAGAGAAAUAUAUCAAGAGGUCGAAAAUUCAGACUUAAAAAGGAAAGUCAGAUAUAUGGGAUUAGCUGACAAAGUUACAUUCACUAGCGAUAAACUGCGACUCGACGUAUCGAUUGUUCGAGGUUGGUUUAAGGUCCCAAUAAAAGAAAUAGUUGCCCAUGUAAAACACCUCCUUGUCGAAAGAAAAAUGAAGUAUGUGCAGAGAAUAUUACUCGUUGGUGGGUUUGGGGAAUGCCAGCUUGUUCACGAGGAAUUGAAAAGAAAUAUACCGAACAAAACUAUUAUAAUACCCAAUGAGGCCGGUCUUGCUGUACUGAAAGGAGCGGUUCGGUUUGGACACAUGCCUAAUGUAGUGUCGUCCAGAGUGAUGAAGUAUACAUAUGGCGUUUCAGUAGUGAGAGUAAAUGAUAAAGAAUCACUUCCUAAUUCUGAUAACGAGGAUAAUUAUUCAUUAACAAACAAUUGCUCAGAGAGUGACGAAGAAAAAUUAUCCUUCGGCGCCUUUUUACCCGAUGAUCUCGAAGCAUUAUACGGCUCGGGGUCAGAUGAAGAAUACAACGAAUUACAUUAUGGUAAGCACUUUGGCAGUAGUCAGCGCUGUCUCGAUAGCCAGUCGAAUACGGAUGAGGAGUCAGAUACAGAUGAAAAUGUUACUAAAGACGUAUUUGACAAAUUUGUCGAAGUAGGUGAUGAAAUUCCUGUUGGUCACGAAGUUCGGAGAGUUUAUACUCCAAUGAAUCCACGAAUUGGUGAGUUACCCGUUUAUUGUACCAGCGAUCCGCAUCCACAAUUUGUUACUGACCCAGGUUGCGAACAGCUUGGCAUUCUUUCAAUAGAAUUCCCAGACGGUAAAACCUGUGAAGACAACAAAAGCAUGGUUACAUUGGUAUUUGGUGAUACAGAGCUUGUUGUGAAAGCGAAAAUCUUACGCACGGGGCUUGAAUUUUUGACAAAAAUUGACUGUCUUAAGUAAAGUUACUGGCUGCCUAUGACAAACGAAAAUGAAACAAAAAAACGCCAAGCAUAGACCUUUUUUCAAACCGUGUAUAUCAUAUCUAUAUUCCAUUGCUCAAUUUAGAUACUUUUGCUACCAUGUAAAUUUGUUUUUAAGUUUAUUUUGUAUAUACAUUUAUGAAUCCAUUGUGAUGACGAAAAGCUGCAUGCAUGUUCACGUUUAAUGUAUCAUUUAAAAAUUGGUAAUUAUAUGUGUCAGCAACCUUCAUUUGUUCCAUCUAUAAGCGUAUACGUUAGGUAUAAAUGUAAAGACAAUGAAACGAAGUUUCAUACUUCAAUACAUAUAAUUUAUGUAAAUACAAUGCAAUGAAGUUCAUUCCGGUUCCGAAAUAUGCAUGCAUGUACAUUGUAUUAAAGGGGCUCCACUGAGGUUUAAAAGCCUAAAAACAUAACAUUUGAAUUUCUUACAUAAAAUGAGCUGGGGCACUUUAAGCAGAAAUAUAUAUAAAGAUCGAUAAAAAUUAAAAAUUGAAAUCGUAUUUUUAUGCUUUUCUUUGCCCGAUUUGAGUGAAAAGCGUUUAAACACUUUUCAUUUUGAGUCAUUUUUUUAUUUACAAUUUGAAUAGUUAUUCUGAAAAAAACAAAGUGCGCGAAUGAUCUGAAAUUCUGCACAAUAAUUAGUGGUCUAAACCUUCAUCAAACGGUACAUUUAUCCGGACAAAUAUUUUCAAACCCAUCAUGUCAAAAAACCUCGUUGGAGUCCCUUUAAUGGUAGACAGCGGCGCCAUUGAAAUAUGUAUUAUAUUCAUGUAGUAGAUGAUUUAGUGUUUUAGAAGGAAAAAAUAUUAUUCAUCAGAUAAAUGAUCAUUAUCAUUCUAAAACAUUAGGAAAUUUAUCAUCAUUUUUUCAAGCAGCAUUUUAUAAGAAAAACUAAAUGAUACAUACUGUAAAAAGUUAUUUCAAGAAAUGGUAACAACUUUAUAUUUUUAGAUAUAUAGAUUAAACAUUCCCAGCGCCUGAUAUUCAAAUUUUAAAUUUACAUAUGAUGAAGCGAACGUUGUUUGUAUUAAAGCAGCACGCCUCCAUAUUCAUGGAUAUUUUCAUGAAAAUUUUGAAUUUAUAUUUAAAAAUAAAAUAUUGUGAAGCAGGGUCUUUCAAAUUGAAAGACCCUGUGUGAAGUGAACAAAGAAAAUAAUCUUUACAUUGCAAAAAACAUAAACAACCCAUGUAAGUUACCAAAAAAAGACAAAAUAUGCAAAAAAUGGCCCUUACUGCAUUAGUAACGCUGUAGAAAUAUAGGGAAAAUAUACUGCAAAAUCGGUCAUAAAUCGCUCAUAACAUUUAUUACUUUUAUCUUGAUGCUUUUCACUUUUCUUAAAAAAUCUUAGUACUUUUUACACAAGUUUUGUUUUCUUGAACUAUUUUAGCUCAUCUGGAGGCGUGCAAUGAUUUGUAUUAUUUGUAUUAUAUUUCAAAGAAGAACAAUAGUCGAUACAAAUCUAUAUCAAAUUCCGUUCAUAGUCGCUUUCUAUUUUUCAUAGUGCUUCAUUCGUAAAAAUAGUGAUGACGUCAAAAAGUGAGUAUUUAAUGAACCUAUAAAGCUUUAUACUACGUAUGUUAUGUUAUGCACAUAUAGCUGUUCUGCAGAAAUUAGAAACAUUCUCCUGUCGCUGUCGCUCCCGUUGAAGAUUCGAAUUUCUAUAAACAACAGCACGGUUGAACAAAAACAUAAACUUGAUAUUUUAUCACCUAUAUAUUUUAAUCACCUAUAGAAUUACAACUCUUAUCAUUUCACAGUCACUAAAACAAGUAUACUUUGAAUAGUAUAACAUAUGUGGUAGUCGUGUGUAUUCUUGUUCAACAUUUGCUAUAAAUUAUGUUUAAUCUUUGUACAGUUAUAUUUUAGAUGUUCAGUCUUUUUCAAUUCUGAUAGAAUGAUUAUAUACAUGUAUUUAUAUAAUGUUGGAUAUGGAUGAGGCUGGAAUAAAUUGGUUAAUUAAUUUAAUUAAACAUUUUGGAUCAUUAUCUUUUGUGAAAGUUUUCUUAUAAUUCAAGAAUAAUUAAUUAUCUGCAUUAGUCUUAAAUUGAAUAUGAUGUACGUCAAGGUAAAAAAGUAUAAAAAAAACAAUAAGUUUGCUUAAAGUAAAUAUUUCAUAUUGUGACAAUGUUCAGUUUUUCAUUGUUAGGUUGAACUGCAUAUUUCAUUUUAAAAGAUAAUGCUAAAAGAUCAGUGAUAAGGAUACUCAAGGAUAAUCAAGGACCCCAUUGGAAAUAAGCCUUCGGGCUUUCAUGGGCAAUCCGAGGUUAUUGCACACUACUCUAUACAUGUUUCCACUUACGUCCUUACAUUUUAUUAAACUAGUAAAUUGAUAUCUAGUCAUAGGAAAGAAAGAGUUUUAGAUUUUGUUUUUAGUUAUAAUAUUUUAUUAUUUAAUGAGCCGUCUGUGAUAUUUAUGUCUGACAAACUUCCGAAAUAUUUUAUUACAAUUGUGUCAUCAGUUUUAUAUAAAAUGCUAAAGUGUUUGUUUUAUGUAUACAUGUAUGUGUGUUUUAACCUGAAUAAAUAUCUAUCUAUCUAUCUACUAUAUAGAAACUGUCUAAAAUAAAACAAAACGUGUGACUCUCUUUUUAUCAACUGCAGGUUACCCAUAAAUCAGGAAGAAUAUUUAUAGAACGUUCUGUAUGUCACGUUAGUAAUUGAAUCAGAUCAUUUUUUGUAACGUAAAAUACAAUAUUAAAAACAAUUAUGAAAACUUGGACGACUCCCGCCUAGCCGCCUGCACGCCAGGGGCGGGGAACCAUAAUACGACCCGUUUUUCAAACAGGCGUAUUUAUAAAAAAAAAAAAGUUAUUUUGCUAUUUACCCUGCAAUUAAUAUGCAUAAUGUCACUUUAAUUGAAAGACUCGUGUAUCUUCCUUUAAUGUAUUGUAACACAUUUUUAACAGCAAUUGUUAGUUUACUAAUUGUGGGGAUAUACCCAAACAAUGUAUAAUAUUUCGUUCAUUAUGUUUGGAUUUUGUUUUUAAGUAUUCAUGAAAAAUUACUUUUUAUAUGUUUACCACAAAUCUUACAUACAAGGGGAAUGACACGACACCUAAGCGUUUUGAACCACCUUUAACAUCCUUGUCAUAGUUGACAAAGGUAUACAAUUUCCUUCCUGUAUUCUAUAAAAGUUAAUUGUUUUAGCAAACGUAAGGUCCAGGCUUCAGGCUUCCUGGUUUCAUAACAUUCGCUCAAUAAAGUUAUACAUGUAGUAAAGGGAUUACUCAGACACAGUGAGUUUCAGGCACAACAAUGGAGGAUUUUAAAUACGUUACUCUGCUAUGUCUAAUCAGUCAGGUUUAAUUUGGUACAAUGGAAACCUGGUUAGCAAACACUGAUGACAAAAUGACACCAGGAACAAUGUUUAUACAUCGAAAUUCAAACUGGAAGGAAUGUUCAGACAACAUUAAAUGUGCAUCACAGUGUAUUCAGAAUUAUAUGCAAAUGUAUUUAAAGAAAUACCGCUGUGAACUCACGUGCGAGGGGGUGUCACGUGAUUAUUACGGCGGUCCAAACGGUUGUAACAACCCGAGAACAAUAGAAUCCUGGUAUGAUCUGCAAGAAGUGCCUGGGUGUAAAGGCGUCAAAUAAUUGACAAUGAAUUUAUCAAUGGAUGAACAAGAAUUUAUUGACUAAAAAUAUUUAAUCCAACCGACUCUGAACUUGUUAAUGGAUUUUCCCUGCUUAAGAAUUUCGAUUUCACAAUACAAGACCUGAGCUUCAUAUAGAAUAGAAUAUUUGCCCACACUGAUGAGGAAGGUUUAAUCACAUUGGUUCUAGUAAACGAAAUGUUGAAUAAAACUCACUCGGUAAUAGGUUUUCUUUAUACUCACAUCAUUAGAGAAUAAUUAUUACGUUGAGCUAUAUUUAAUAUGAACGUAAUUGAAUUUAAUGUACUAUGUUUGAAA
Messenger RNA from Ruditapes philippinarum (Manila clam), 5431 nucleotides. RefSeq names its product heat shock 70 kDa protein 12B-like. The transcript has 3 exons. The record is from RefSeq and is a predicted model, not a curated record. Gene Ontology annotation, molecular function: ATP-dependent protein folding chaperone; ATP binding. The coding region runs from base 186 to 1499 and encodes 437 amino acids. Lineage: Eukaryota; Metazoa; Mollusca; Bivalvia; Venerida; Veneridae.